AUGAGUGUUGUGACCAAGGUCUCUCCCCACUGCGUUUACCACCAACGGGUUAAGGCCAACACCAGUAUCGCGCAGCUAUUCAUUGAUAAUGUCUGUCGACAACCGAAGUCUCCUGCUAUUACCGAUAUCGACUCAGUGAUCACCUACGAAGAGUUACAUAUUAGCGCAUUAUCCCUGGCCUCCCAAUUACGCAGCAACGCAUACGCCCUAGAAGAGCCAACGGGAGUCUUGGUCAGCCCCGGAUCAUGGAACGUUAUCAUUCAGUUAGCAGUGAUGUAUGCUGGUGGGACGCUAGUUCCCGUCUAUCCAGAUGAGAGCGACGAGAAGAUACAGUGCAAGCUGGCUGGUGUCGGGGUGAAGUAUCUGAUCGUGGACGAGCCAAACAAGUUGCGCCUGCCUAUGUUCACAUGUAUCCCGGUAAGUGACCGGGGUACGCUCCUGUCCUCAGUGCAAAUGGAUGGGCUUGAAGAACAAAUCCCAGUCACUACAGCCCUUGACCACCGAACCCACAUCCUGUUCACUUCAGGCACAACAGGAGAACCGAAAGGGGUUCAAAUAUCAGCGCUCUCCCUGUUCCACAUUAUCCAUCACAUCCCCACCAGCCCACUCAAGCCCUCUGAUAUCAUGGCACACUAUAUCCCCACGACAUUCGACUACACACUCGUGGAAAUCUGGGCGCCGCUGAUUGUGGGGGCGCAGAUUGCUAUUCUGCCCUACGCUGAUGCCUUUGACGGGCGUACUCUGGAAGCAACGCUCCGAAAGCAGGGGGUCACCGUCAUGAUCAUUGUGACUGCCUUACUCAAUCUCGUCUCUUUCACUACGCCAGGGGCUUUUUCGACGUUGAGGAUGGUCCUUUUCGGUGGCGAUGCGGCUAGUCCCAAGGCUGUUGCCAGACUGCUCGAAAGCGGCGCGGCCCCCACUCGAUUAAUCAAUGCCUACGGCCCUACUGAAACAUGUUGCUGGUCUCUUACACACGAGCUUUCCAUAAACGACACCCAUUCUGAGCCCAUGAGCAUUGGAAAACCGACCGGAGAUACUAUUGCCUAUAUUCUCGACGACGCAUUGCAGCCUGUCGCCGACGGAGAGGUCGGAGAGCUUUUCAUAGGUGGGCCUGGAGUAUCACUGGGAUAUAUAAACGACGAAGAGAAGAACAAGACUUCAUUCAUCAACAUCAAAGAUCUCCCAGGAUUGGAUGAAACAACUCGUUUCUAUCGGACGGGAGACUUCGUUCGACGCGACUCUUCGUCUGGACAGGUUUACUAUCUUGGCCGACGGGACCAUCAGGUUACCGUUUUUACCAUGCGCAUUGAACUAGCUGGGGUGAAAGCGGCACUCAUGAGGACCGGUCGAUUUGCGGACGCUGUGACACUGGCAAUCGACUCUCCGAUCAAAGAAAUGGGUAAACUACUCGUUGCGUAUGUAAUCCCUGCCGAGGAUAUCGCGAAGGAUAAAAUUUUGGAUGGAAUUGAGAGCGCCCUGGCACCAUAUCUUCCAUACAUGGAGGCUAUGCCGCACAUCGAGGUCAUCGAUCGCUUCCCCCUCAAUGUUCACUUCAAAGUCGAUCGUCAAGCUCUUUCUCGAAGAUAUAUUGCAACGUGGGAUUCCUACAUGCAGCGGAAUGACAAUGAUACUGCUCACACAACAGAGCAGAAGCUUGCUUCUAUAUGGGCUGGCGUGCUAGCCAUGCCAGCCAUGGAGUUUACCAGUGAAGAUAAUUUUUUUGCGUUUAUUCGCAGUGAGUUUCAGGGAGCAUAUCUCCUACAGCAGAUCAAGCUUGUUUUUGGUGCCCAUGUUUUCCUCCACGAGCUACAGGCGAGUCCUACUUUAUGUACGAUGGCAGGGUUGAUUGACAGAAUUUUGAGGACAUGA
Molecule: messenger RNA, 1869 nt
Organism: Penicillium mononematosum
Lineage: Eukaryota; Fungi; Ascomycota; Eurotiomycetes; Eurotiales; Aspergillaceae
Product: amino acid adenylation domain-containing protein
Exons: 1
Coding region: 1-1869 (622 amino acids)
Biological process (GO): secondary metabolite biosynthetic process; amino acid activation for nonribosomal peptide biosynthetic process
Cellular component (GO): cytoplasm
Molecular function (GO): phosphopantetheine binding
Source: RefSeq, a predicted model, not a curated record